ACUGACACGUUUAAUACUGUCACUGUUCACGAUUGACAAAAUGCUGAAGACAGUCAUAUUGAUUGGCGGCCCAAUGAAGGGUACACGCUUCCGUCCCCUGUCCCUGGAGAUCCCUAAACCAUUGUUCCCAGUGGCUGGUUUCUCUAUCAUAUACCAUCACAUUGAAGCCUGCAGCAAGAUUCCAGGUAUGAAGGAAGUGAUAUUGAUGGGCUUCUAUCAACCAAAUGAUGCUCUGACAAAAUUUAUCAACAUGGCACAAAAAGAAUUCAAGUUACAAGUAAGAUAUCUACAAGAGUACACAGCCUUGGGAACUGCUGGAGGACUGUAUCACUUUAGGGAUCAAAUCCUGGCGGGGAAUCCUGAUUAUUUCUUCGUUAUGAAUGCUGAUGUGUGUGGAGACUUCCCACUUCAAGAUAUGCUAGAUCAACACAAGGCUAGUCCAGCCAGUAUCUGUUGUACAAUAUUAUGUACAGAGGCGACUCGUCAACAGUCCCUUAACUAUGGCUGUGUGGUAGACAAUAGGGAUACCCAUGAGGUGCUCCAUUAUGUGGAGAAACCCGAGACCUUUGUAAGUACAGCGAUCAACUGCGGGAUCUAUCUGUUGUCCCCAAGAGUCUUCGAGCCUCUACAGCAGAUCUUCCAAAAAAAUCUCCAGGAAAAUUACAAUUCUGUAGCAGGACUAUAUGAUGAGCCAGUGUACAGUGGAUGUUUUGACCCCAGUACACCUUCUAAGGAAAUGAUUCGCUUGGAGCAGGAGAUCUUUAUCCCCCUGGCUAACAGUGGUAAACUGUAUGCCUACCACACUGACCGUUUUUGGAGUCAGAUUAAGUCCUCUGGAGCUGCUAUAUAUGCCAACAGACAUUACCUAGCUAUAUACAGGGAUAGCCACCCCGAGAGGCUGGCUAAAAAUGGGAAAGAACAGCCGACAAUACGAGAUGAUGUGUUCAUACAUCCUACUGCGCAGGUCCAUCCAACAGCUGUGCUUGGUCCUAAUGUGACAAUAGGAAAGCAUGCCAUCAUCGGAGAGGGAGUUCGCGUUCGAGAGUCCAUUGUGCUGGAAGGAGCCACGCUUCAGGACCACUGCUGCAUACUAUACAGUGUUAUUGGCUGGAACAGUACAGUAGGGACAUGGACCCGAGUCGAAGGAACACCAAAUGACCCAAAUCCUAACAAACCCUUUGCCAAGAUUGAGACGACAUCCACAUUUACAUCAGAGGGAAAACUCAACCCCUCUAUAACUGUGAUAGGAUCCAAUGUAACCGUGCCAUCAGAGGUGGUGAUACUGAACUCCAUUGUUCUACCAGACAAAGCUCUCAGUGGCAGCUACAAAAAUCAGAUCAUCUUGUGAUUUCUCAAAGAGCCUUCCCUGAUGUACACAAAGUAUUUCAUAAAUGGACCCGUUUCUAACUGGACUUCCAGCCAAAGUGGAAUUGUAUCCAGCAUGGAGAAUUUUGCAUAAUCAUAUUUAUUAAAACUUAUGAAGAUUGUUAAUUUGAGAUGAUGAUCUUAUAAAUAAAAGGUGUCUUGUGA
Molecule: messenger RNA, 1530 nt
Organism: Ylistrum balloti
Lineage: Eukaryota; Metazoa; Mollusca; Bivalvia; Pectinida; Pectinidae
Product: mannose-1-phosphate guanyltransferase alpha-like
Exons: 12
Coding region: 41-1348 (435 amino acids)
Biological process (GO): biosynthetic process
Cellular component (GO): cytoplasm
Source: RefSeq, a predicted model, not a curated record